Coregonus sp. 'balchen' is the source of this 3179-nucleotide messenger RNA. The record is from the annotation of a GenBank genome assembly. NCBI's taxonomy places the organism in Eukaryota, Metazoa, Chordata, Actinopteri, Salmoniformes, Salmonidae.
AUGUCAUGCCAGGAUAACAUGGCUGCCGGUCAUUUCCUUAUGGAUUCUUUGAUGGGAGGAUCAUCUUCCUAUAGAGGCGAAGGCUACUCCAGCAGCAACCCUGGAAUGUACAUCCCCUCGGCUGCAUCUGAGUAUGAAUGCUCAAUGAUGAGACAUUUUGGAGUAGUUGGAUCGUCCAUCUCCAAAAAAGACGAGGUUCCUGUGAGUAGCCACCCUCUCGGCUCCUACCAAGAAGCGCCUUACCUGUCAUCCCAACUGGGCACAUGGACCUGGACUUCCAAAACUAACAGGGAUGAGCAACCUGUUGCCCAGUCCAGUUUACAACCGUGUUCGUUGCCAACCGAUAACGUCAAAGAGGAGGCGUUCUGUUGUCUGUAUCAGGGUGACAGUAGCAGCAGGACUAAUAAGGACACUACAGAAUCGGCUACUUACAUCCGGCUUGGGAACAAUAGUAGCAGCCAGACCGGCCAAACCGCUGUCUCGGCGGCGUCCGAAUGUUAUGGAGGAGAGAGACAGGUAUACCCCGGAGGGAUCAGGGGACAGCGGGAAAAGCAGGUCGGGACAGGCUUUGCUUCUUUAGACCAGGUGACGAGAUCUGUUGAAUCACCCAGAGAAUCAACGGUUAAAAUGAGCAAAUCUACCCAGGAGACAGUCAGCGAGGAAAUGGGCAUCGAAGAGGCAGAACAGCGAAUGAGCAAGAAAGAGGAAAGUGCAAAGACUGACAGUUGUUCUGAUAUCUCCGACAGCGAAUUGAAAGGUAACCCAAAAAGCAACCCCCCUCCAUCUUCCCUCCUCGCUCUCUCUCUCUCUCUCUCUCUCUCUCUCUCUCUCUCUCUCUCUCUCUCUCUCUCUCUCUCUCUCUCUCUCUCUCUCUCUCUCUCUCUCUCACACACACACACACAUAGUGCAGUGUACUUAAAAUCGUACCAUAAAACCUUUGUGAGAUACAAUGUGGCAAUACUAAAAAUUGUAUUCUAAAAAUGGUCUCAUCUGCAUGCAUGAACUAAGCGUCAGUGGGCGUUUUGAUAUUCUGGAAUUGUGUAUGCUAUAUCUACUGUACACUCUUAGAAAAAAAUGUAUGUUUAAAAAGGGUUCUAUGCUUGUUUCAUAUAUGGCACCCCUUAAGGUUCUAUAUAGAACCGAAAUUGGUUCAGUGAAGAAGAAGCCCUGGGGUUCUGUUCAAAGCACCCUACAAAAGGGUUCUAUAUAGAACCUUUAGGGGUGCCAUAUAUGAAGCAAGCAAUAGAAUCCUUUUUGGUUCUAUCCAGAACCUUUUGGAGACAUUCUGAACAGGCAUUUAACCGUCUAGCCUCGCAGGGGUUACUGUGGCGACGGCAUUUAUCACCUUUCUAUUAAUGUGAGAAUGUGAAAUGGGCCGUUAUCAUUGAAAUAAACACGCUCACACACUCAUAACGCAUAACGCGCGUGCACAGUCAAACAGAUUGAGCAGACAAACACACACACACACACACAUACACACACACACACACACACACACACACACACACACACGCGCUACAUGGGCCAUUUAAAAUGUAUAAAGAAGGCCUAACCAUUUGUAACAACAUCAUUUUACGCACCAUAAUGGUGUAAUUACAUACGUUAGGCUAUAUCCUACGUUUUAUAAAGCAGAAUACAGCUUAGACUAUACAUAACGUCUCAAUUUCGAUAAUGACUGUUUGGUAAAACAGCCUACGAUAGACGUAGUCUGAAAUAGCAUCCACGAAAUUGUCUUUACUUGAAAAUUAAACUAUUAAAUCUAAUUUUAUUUACAUGAAAAUCAUCUUGCAUAUAAAAUACAUUUUCUUAUAAUGACAAUGGGGUUUAGCUAUCUACAGACAAGUACUGGAUUCAAACGUCAUGCUAGUUAUUAUAUUCCCUUUUUAUUUUUCUAAUAAUAGAGGAUAACGGGUGGAUAACCCACAGUUUUCCACACGGACAAUGUUGUGUGUAUAUCCAAAAUGAUUUAAAUGAAAGGUAAAGGGUGAAUACAUAUAUUAUUAACGAAUUAUCAAUGUGAUAUUGUUAUAAUAUUAUUAUUGUUAUUAUUAUUAAUAAUACAAAUAGUAUAUUGCUUGGUUACAUUGUGUAUUUGUAUUAGCUAACACCAUGGAAUUCAGUUGAGUAGAGUUCAAGUUUGCCAAAAACGAAUUUCUAUUUGCUGCUGCAUAAUGUUAAACUCUCCCUCGUUUGUCUUAUAAAACCGUUAGUCAGUCCAGUCUCGGCUACAUAUUUUGGGGUAGAGCUAUAUUUGUAUGCACCACACAAAAUGCUACUUUCAACGGCCACAAUGUAGCCGCCUACCAUUUAGUAUUUGGCCAGGCUUUGGAAAGGAAAUAAAAACCACUGAUGAUCCAGAGAUGACACUCUCAUAUUCUGCUCAAUGUUAAAUUCAUCAAUCGUUUCAAAAUGUUGGAAAUAUCUAGGCCUAAGAAAUUCGAAGCUGGGAACUAACCAUGCAUGUUAUCCGUGUACCCUGUAAUAUACGUAACCAAGUACGGGCUAUGCAGCAAUUUCCAAUCUAUCUCCAGUUUCCGUGUAGGGUAGCCUCAAACCACAAUAAGGCUAUAAUGGCUGUGUUUAUUGCUAUAGACCAGUAACAAAAGUGGGUCGGAUGUAGAAUUGCUGCACAACGAAUAGGCCUAUACAUUAUGUUUCAUCAUUCAUCAAGUCUUUUUUUGCAUUUUGCAUUUUCAUUCAAAGCGUUCGAAGAAUGUCGACAAAAAUAGAUUAUUGAAUGUACAUUCGAAAUAAAGAUUGUCAAGGACAGUCCAGACAUUGCGGUGCGGCAUUGCAGACCUGACGCAGACCAAUUGGAAUGCAAUAGGCUUAAUAUAGACUGUCUUGAACAUGGAAGUAGUCCUUCAGUAUGCUCACCUUUUCCAUGUUUUAUGUCUACAGAUGAUUUUACAUUGGAAAAUGCUCCAGGAAACUGGUUAAAAGCCAAAAGUGGACGGAAGAAGAGAUGCCCAUACACAAAGCAUCAGACGCUCGAGCUGGAAAAGGAAUUCUUGUAUAACAUGUACCUGUCUCGCGAGCGCCGCCUGGAGAUCAGUAAGAGUAUCGAUCUGACCGAUAGACAGGUCAAGAUCUGGUUCCAGAACCGAAGGAUGAAGCUCAAGAAACUCAAUAGGGAAUGUCGUGGUCGGGAUCAUACGGCAGUCCACAACUUCACCUGA